This is a messenger RNA of Podarcis muralis (Common wall lizard), 2066 nucleotides long. RefSeq names its product nitric oxide synthase trafficking (gene NOSTRIN). Gene Ontology annotation, cellular component: cytoplasm; plasma membrane. Gene Ontology annotation, biological process: signal transduction. Gene Ontology annotation, molecular function: protein binding. The record is from RefSeq and is a predicted model, not a curated record. Lineage: Eukaryota; Metazoa; Chordata; Lepidosauria; Squamata; Lacertidae.
GAACAGACCUCUGGAACGAAUUAAGUACUUAACCUGAGGUACCACUGUAACAGAAAAACAAGGCAAGGGGCAAUAACAGUUGUUGGUCACCUUGCUAUAUACGAUUGUUUGAGGGGCUCUGGAUCUUGUUUGCAUUACCAGGAAGUAGCUGGGAUGAAACCAGCUACAGGGUUAGUCCCUUAAUUAGCCGCUUGGCUGACACACCGGCUUGAUUGCCAUGGAACUUCCAGCCUCCUAGAAUUCCAAGCGGACAAGUUAGGGCAGAGGCAGAAAUACGAGAACAGAAUCCGGCAGUUCAGAAUGAAGAACCCACUGGAAGGCUGCACAUAUGACAGGGCAUAUCAAGAUCUGAAAAGAUUUUCCAAAAAUGGAGAUAAUUUCUGCAAGCAACUCAUGUCUAUUCUUCAGCAGAGGGCUGAUUUGGAGAUCACAUAUGGCAAAGGGCUGGAUAAACUGGCCCACAAGCUCACCAAAGCGUUGGGCAAAAUGAAGGUCAGUUAUAUUUGCAGUGCCUGGCAAUGUGUUUCUGAAGGGAUGAAGUCUGCCUCCGAUUUGCACAAGAAACUUGGCAAAGCCAUUCAGGUGGAAGCUAUAAGUCCAACAAAUCACGUCCUGGAGGAGCAUGAGAAGAGGAAAAAAGCACUAGAUAAUACAGUUGCGAAGGCAGCGGACCUGGUGACCGGCAACUGGCGCCAACAAAUAAAGGCCAAGAAGAAAUUAAAGGAGCUAACCAAGAACCACGAAGCGCUCUUCCGCGAAACAGAGAGCUCCCAAGCGUUGGCUUCGCCAAAGACCAAAAGGAAGUUGCUCAGAAACCUGGAAAAAUCUGCGACGAAACUGGGAAAGGACGAUGAAGAUUACUAUGACAAGAAUCUAGCCGCCUGUAAAACUAGGUUGAAAUGGGAAAGCACUUUAGAAAAUUGCCACCAGAGCAUCCUAGAACUCGAAAAGGAGCGACUGCAUCUUCUGUGCAAUACAUUAAAUUGUUACAGCCAGCAUCUUUCCAGUUUGGCACAGAACCUAAUUGCGUGCCACACAAGGCUUCAUAAUGCGGUCAGUGAAGUUGAUGCACACAAGGACACACAGAUGUUAGGAGAAGAAAUGUCCAUGCCUGCUACAGAGACCAAGCUGGAGCUGUUAUUAACAGACUAUUAUGAGGAAGACGCUACGAGCCUCAUCGAAAAAGAGAGGAGACAGGCUUCCAUCAAAGCCAAAGUACUACGUGUUCAAAAGGACUUGGAGAAGGCGUUACAAGACAAAGCAGGCCUGGAACGAAUGCUUAACGCUUAUACGGAAUCUCCACAGUUCUCAGAUGCAAAGAAUCAGAAUGAUAUCACUGAGCAGCUUGAUGAGACAUCUCUGAAAGUUAUCCUUCUGCAUGCAAACCACUUCAAGCUGGCGACUGUGCUUGCAGAAAUUGAGCAGAUGCCCAAACCAGUCGAACCCAGGAACUGCAUUUCAAAAUGGAAGGAAAAGGACUGUGUGCAUCACUCUGUGGCAAUCACCCGCCCUGUUAAGAAGAAACAUUUUAAGCAAACUUUGAGCACAGGGGCCACCAGUGAAGAAGGAAUUAACAGGAGUUGUCCACCAGUAGCUGUUAGCAAUGAGAAUGGUGAUUCCGUGUAUGGAACUUGUACAGCUUUAUAUGAUUACCACGCUGAAAGGGAGGACGAGCUCUGCUUGAAUAAAGGUGAUGUGAUUGAAAUUCACCAGAAGGAAGAGGAUGGAUGGUGGUAUGGCUCUCUCAAUGGGAAAACAGGUAUUUUCCCUGCUACAUAUGUGGAAGAAUUAAUUCCCUCUACCACCAGGAGCCUCAAUGAAGAUGACGAAACGUCUUUUUAAACUGAAAAACCACAACUGGAACAGACUGCAAAUGCAACUAACAAUAUGGAUUUAUUCACUUUGACAAGACAUCAAUUCAAGCUUCUCUAAGUGCCUGCUCUUUCUUUGUUUAGAACUUUUUCAUGUUCUAAAUAAAAUAUUGAAAGGCAUUAUAUAAAACUCAACUUUCAUUCGUUAAAUUAUUGUCAUUAUCGUAAAUAAUUAAAAACAAUUGUAAUACCAAA